UCUCUCUCUCUCUCUCUCACCCUCUUUCUCUCUCUCUCUCUCUCUCUCUCUCUCUCUCGGGCUCGGGCACGCGCUCUCUCUCUCUCUCUCUCUCUGUUCUACUCUGGCUACUGCAGUAGUCCACCAGCCAGCCGCAAGUCUGACAGCCACACACACAUGGCUAACUGCCACAACUUACUACCUCAGUCCUGAAGCGAAACUAACAAAUAAGAAAGCGGAGGAGCACUGCAGGAGACCGCACUGGGGACAAACAGCGAGCGGAGAGAAGAAUCAUCAAUACCUUUCUCUGUUUAUGGAUACUGAUACGGAGCCCACUUAUUUACACAUCCUCUCAACGUCAUCCUCUCUCUUUUCGCUCAUUGCAGAAGAGGACAAGAGCGCUCUCUCUCUCUUCCGACAGCCUUUUGCAAAGCUCCAACAGCGCAGCGCAUCCUCUUCUCCACCCCCCACCCAGCGCCACCAUCUCUCCCACCACCCCCAACCCCCCGCCCCCCGGGAGGAAUAGAAGGAUUACUGCUAACUGUGCACACGGCAGCCUGCAGCUGCUCUGACCAGGGCCAGCCCAACGUUGGGAGGAAGCAAGAGGAACACAGGAGGAGGAGAGGAGAGGGGGAUGACUGUGCCGGGAGUUCUUUAGCCUUUUUCUGUCUCUCAGUCCCUGUCACAACGGGGCUAAUCAGCGACCGACUAGCCCUUGGCAAAGUCACAGUGAGGGAGGUCUCUCCGCCGAACAGGCAACCAGUCGACGAGCCAACACAUGUAUCAGGAGUCAACAGAAGUGAGGAUUUUCUUUUUUCUUUUUCUUUUUUUCAGUUGGUCACUUCUUCUUUCCUCCUCUGUCACGUUUUUCUGCCUUAUGGAUCCUUGUGAUUCAUCCACAGUGGAGCUGCAUCUUGGAGUCCGCAGCAUGGCAGGGGGGCAGUUAGUGGGGGCAGAAGGGACCCAGGCACCUACUAAGCCUUCCUGGCCUUACCUCUGCCUAAAGGAAAAACAAGAAAACAUCUAAGUCAUGUCUUUCCAUGGAGAGGAAUUAUGAAUGAACAGGAUGCAGGGUUACUGCGUUUAACAUUUGGAAAGAGGCAAAAAGGACCACCUUCAAACUAAUGAGCAUUUCCCUGCACUGUCAAUGGAACUUGAGAGCCUUGAGUUGCUCCAGCCAGGCUAGUGUGGUCUGUCCUCUGGUGUGUGCCGUCUCCCCCCACCAUGCAAAAUAAUGAGCCCUCCACACCAUGAGUCCUCUGGGCCAGGUUAGUGUGCAGCCUACCUGGAACGCAGCCCUGCUCGCCGUACUCUCCCUCAUGGUGCCUGCUCUUAGUAUGUGCCAGUCCACGGGCCCUGUGUUGGGCUCUGCUAACCCACAGAACUGUCCAGGUGUGUGCUCCUGCACUAACCAGCUCAGCAAGGUGGUGUGUACCCGCAGAGGCCUGGUUAGGGUUCCCCCGAACAUCCCAGCCAACACAAGGUACCUGAACCUGAUGGAAAACAGCAUAGAGACCAUACAAGCAGAUACUUUCAGACACCUGCAUCACCUGGAGGUACUGCAGUUGGGUAGAAAUGCUAUCAGGCAAAUUGAAGUGGGGGCCUUCAAUGGCCUGACCAGCCUCAAUACUUUGGAGCUGUUUGACAACAGACUGACGGUCAUACCCAGUGGAGCUUUUGAGUACCUGUCAAAGUUGAGAGAGCUGUGGCUUAGGAACAAUCCAAUUGAGAGCAUCCCCUCGUAUGCCUUCAACCGUGUCCCCUCACUCAUGAGACUGGACCUGGGAGAGCUGCGGAAGUUGGAGUACAUUUCUGAUGGAGCGUUUGAGGGCCUUCAAAACCUCAAGUACCUCAACUUGGGGAUGUGCAACCUGAGGGAGUUCCCCCAUCUUUCACCUCUGGUGGGAUUGGAGGAGCUAGAAAUAUCAGAGAAUGUUUUCCCUGAACUGAAGCCUGGGGCUUUCCAUGGGCUCAAGAAUUUACGUAAACUUUGGAUUAUGAAUGCUGCCAUUACUACCAUUGAGAGGAAUGCAUUUGAUGACAUCACAGCCUUGGUGGAGCUCAAUUUAGCCCAUAAUAACCUGUCGUCCCUCCCCCAUAACCUCUUCACCCCUCUGCAGUACUUGGUGGAGCUACACCUGCACCACAAUCCUUGGCGAUGUGACUGUGAUGUAGUGUGGCUCUCCUGGUGGCUCAGAGAAUACAUUCCCACCAAUUCCACCUGCUGCGGGCGCUGCCACACCCCUGCCCACAUGAAAGGCCGCUAUCUGGUGGAAGUUGAUCAGACCACUUUUCAGUGUUCAGCACCAUUCAUACUCGAUGCUCCAAGAGAUCUGAACAUCUCAGCAGCGAGGGUGGCAGAACUUAAGUGUCGCACCGCUGCAAUGAGCUCAGUCCGAUGGCUUCUCCCCAAUGGGACUGUCUUGACCCAUGGCUCGGCUCACCCACGGAUAUCCGUUCUUAAUGAUGGGACACUCAAUUUUUCCAACGUUCUCCCAUCAGACACAGGAGUCUACACCUGCAUGGUGAGCAACAUGGCAGGAAAUUCGAAUGCCUCAGCCUACCUGAAUGUCAGCAAUGCCGAACUCAACACAUCUAAUCUGUCCUACUUUACUACUGUAACAGUGGAAUUUCUGGAGCCGACAGUGGAGGAAACCCCUAAACCCAAGCCUACAGUCCCUGCCUCUCCCUCUGUCUUUCAGCCCGUCUUCAUCUCCACACCUACCGUACUGUUCCAAAAUACUCAGACUCCAAGGCAGGUGUCAAUUCCCACUGCCAGAAUCCCCAGUGGGCCAGCCGCCAGCCUGGAUGAGGUGAUGAAAACCACCAAAAUCAUCAUUGGCUGUUUUGUUGCUGUUACCUUGCUGGCAGCUGCCAUGUUGAUAGCAUUCUAUAAGUUGCGUAAGCGGCAUCAACAGAGAAGCACGGUGGCAGCAGCCAGGACCAUAGAAAUCAUACAGAUGGAGGAAGAGGUUCAUCCUGUUCCACCACCCACCUCUGGAUCUAGUGGCUCGGAUGACACAGGGUUGGUACUGCCUACAUUAGUGGAACACAACAGCAACACCUUUAAGCCUGGGUUCGUGUCCUCCUCCUCCUCAUCCCGCCAAGGAGGCUAUGGAGCCCAUUGGACUCAGAACAACUCUCUUCAUCGCUCAGUCAGACAGCAUCACAGCCACAUCAGCACCAUUACUGAUCCUUACGUCAUUAAGACUUCUCACGGCAAGGAGAAGGUUCAAGAGACCCAAAUCUGAGUUAUGCUCUCUAUGGAUCUAUCUCUGACUCUGCCCCAACCUCUCCUCUCCAACUGUCUGCUCAUCAGUCCAUGCAAUAGAAUGCACAAAGAACAAAACGGUAACUUUCUUUUGUACAGAAGUGCAAAACAGAGACAGUUUUUUUGUUUGUUGUACAUGCCUAUACAUAAGUAUAUAAAUAUGAAAAAAUA
Molecule: messenger RNA, 3421 nt
Organism: Scophthalmus maximus (turbot)
Lineage: Eukaryota; Metazoa; Chordata; Actinopteri; Pleuronectiformes; Scophthalmidae
Gene: lrrc4.2
Product: leucine rich repeat containing 4.2
Exons: 3
Coding region: 1230-3230 (666 amino acids)
Biological process (GO): postsynaptic density protein 95 clustering; excitatory synapse assembly; modulation of chemical synaptic transmission
Cellular component (GO): plasma membrane; postsynaptic density membrane; glutamatergic synapse
Molecular function (GO): protein binding
Source: RefSeq, a predicted model, not a curated record